Messenger RNA from Cicer arietinum (chickpea), 2113 nucleotides. RefSeq names its product UPF0481 protein At3g47200-like. The record is from RefSeq and is a predicted model, not a curated record. NCBI's taxonomy places the organism in Eukaryota, Viridiplantae, Streptophyta, Magnoliopsida, Fabales, Fabaceae.
UAUUUCCGCACUAAAGAUAUCCUUUUCAAUUUUACUCACUUAACACUUUUUGGAAUUUCUUUUUCUGUUGAAUAUAUUAUCCUUCCUUUGCUACUAAGAUUUCACUCUUCAUUGGAAUAUAGAUGUUUAACGACUCUUUGCUUUCAUAAAAUCAAUAUAUGUGCUGAUAAAGAAGUUUUAGAAGAAAGAAAGGGAACACGAGUUUAGGAUCAACCAGCAGCAUAUCGUUUGCAUAACUUCAAAUUCUCCGAACAUAACUUCAAAUUCUCCGAACAAAAUCCAGAAAUUAAUUAAUGUUGAUAACAAGGAACACUUGAAAUUGAAAGUAAUAUUUUUUUAUAGCAACGUGGAAAACCAAAUAAAUGAGUAGAGAAUUGUCAACGUGAACUAUCAAGAAUUACAAUUAUCAAUUGAAUUGCUCGACAACGAGACCAUGUCAGAGAAACUAAUUGACAGUCUUAUGGAAAAAAGAUUUGCCGAAUUGAAAGAGGCACAACAAAUGUUUGAACGAAAGAAUCAAAUUUUAAUUCCUAAGAUCCAAAGGGUUCCUAAGUUUUUGCGUCAAAAUGAAAGAUUUUAUAAGUAUUGUUCACCAAAGAUUAUAUCAUUUGGUCCCAUCCAUCAUCGCAACAAAAAUCUUAAAGUAGGAGAUCAAUAUAAGCUUUUAUGGACAUCAAUUUUUGUUGCGGAAUAUGGAAACAAGUUUGAUCAAGAUGCUAAUGAAGCAUGUCGACUUUUGCUUAAAAAGAUUGAAGAUAAUAUUGAAGAAUUGAAAAAUAUGUUCACUGAGGAUGUGAUUGAAGGCUACAAGGACAGUGAUCUUGCUUGGAUUUUAUUUGUGGAUGGAUGUUCUUUGCUAUAUUUCAUGGAAAAUGUUGAUGAUCGGUGUCCGGAAGCAUUAAACCUUAAGUUUGACCAAUUGAUGUAUAUUUGGAGAGAUAUUAUGUUGUUGGAAAACCAACUCCCAACUGAAUUGCUUGAAAUUCUAUGCAAAGAUUGGGGACCUAAAUUGGGAUUUUUAUUUGAAAAUUAUCAAGGUUUGGGUGAAUGCAAACGUAAUGGGAUGGUUGUGAUCCCACUGGAAAAUUCCAAACCUUUUCAUAUACUAGAUUCUUCUCGUUUGAUGUACCUAUCAUCUUCUCAAAUCACUCUCAAUUCUAAGGAAAACAAUCAAAUGGUAACACAAUCAAAAGAAAAUGAACAUAAUCAAAUGGAGAUUAAUACAAUCCUAAACCAAGAUGUUGGUGAUGAACAAGAGGUUGAUUGGAAUUGGAAUACUUAUAAAAGCAUACGAGAUCUAAAAACAGUAGGAAUUCGAGUGACAACAAAUAAGACAGAUGAAUGGACUUGGAGUAACAUUUCAUUCAAGUCUAAUUGGUUUAGUGGAGAACUAAGACUCCCUGUUUUUUGUUUCAACGAUGUCACACCCUAUUUUUUUCGAAACCUAAUAGCAUAUGAGAUGUGCCCGGAUGUUCAAUACAACUAUGAAUGCUGCUCGUUUUUCACCUUCAUGGAUUCAUUGGUUGACAAUGCUGAGGAUGUAAAGGAGCUUAGGUCAGCUGGUGUUUUUCAAAACUUGCUUGGAAGUGAUGAAGAUUUGGCAAAGCUCUUCAAUGAAUUAGGUGAUGAUUUACCAACAAAAAUGUAUUGCAACAAUUCGUACACAAAUGCAGUUGCCUAUAGUAAGAAAUAUAUUCUCAUCAAGCUUCAAAUUGAAAAACAUUACACAAAUAAAUGGAAGACAUGGUUGGCUCAAGCUUACAACACUCAUUUCAAUACGCCAUGGGCUAUGAUUGCCUUUUUAGCUGCAUCACUAGCAUUGGUUCUAACUUUCAUCCAAACAUGGUUUGCCAUACAUCCUAAAUAAAAAGUCAUAAUUGAUCCAAUUAAAUAAUUAUGUGUGUGAAAAAAAAUAUUGAUGUUAUUGUGUGACUUUCUCAUGAUAGUAAUUUUGUAUUAUUAUUUUUUUGUUUUUAUAUAACAUUAUUUUGUAUUAUAUUGAUAUCCAAGUUUCUUUGAUAAAAAUAAAGUGCAAAGAAACUAAUUGUACAUUGGAAAUUGUAACAACGUGGUUAGUGAUUAACAGUUAUAUAUUUUAAAGUCUUCUGUACUA